AUGCAACCUACGAUAAAUCAACAUAGUACUACGUUUUUGAGUCAAUUACGUCGACCGGCUGCGAAUACGUAUAUAGAUGUCUCAGAUAGUGAUUAAUUAAAGAGCUAUUCAUUUCUAAAGAAGAAUGAAAAUAGAACGGAGUGAAUCACUGUGGAUUCGUAACGCAACUUGGGCGUUUUAUCUAGGACGUGCUUAUCCACUUAUCUUAUAUUUGUUAGCGAUAAAGAUGCCUCACGUAUGUCAUUGAGGAGGCAUGCAAGUUUCAGUCGAUUUCAUCUCGUAUCUCUCUCGAAAAUCUAUGAUUUUUUUAUAAUAGUGUAGUAUAUCUAUGAACUACUAAUUAAAAAUUGUACAAAAUGGUGGUGAAAAAUUCGAUUCCUCAGCUAGAACAGCAAAUACAAUGUAUAAAGUAUACAAUAUUUUGCUUGAACAGCGUAAUGUGGAUUUUUGGAAGCGCUAUGUUCGGCUUAUCUUUAUGGCUAAGGUUUGAGCCAGUAUUUCAAGAUUGGAUAAUGUUCUUGGACAUGUAUGAAUUUUACAUCGGUGUUUAUGUAUUAAUUGCAACAUCCAUAUUCGUCAUAAUAGUUGCUUUCGUAGGCUGUGGCGCAGCUUUGAUGGAAUAUGUCCUGGUUCUCUUCGUCCACGUGGGCCUUCAACUAUUUUGCUUUAUAUGCGGUUUAGCAGGUGCAGCUGUUAUUCUUGAUUAUUCAACUUACGAUAGUCAAAUUCAGCCUAUUAUACGAAGAUCUAUGAAUAAUCUUAUCACUAAUUCUCAAUACGAGAAGGCAUCUGAUAUUCUUAAAUUGAUUCAAGAAAAUGUCGGAUGUUGUGGUGCUGACGGUCCAAUGGAUUAUGUGAGAAUGUUAAAACCUUUGCCAACUGAAUGUCGUGACACGGUUACCGGAAAUGCCUUCUUUCAUGGAUGUGUUGAAGAAAUCUCUUGGUUUUUGGAAGCAAGAGCAGGAUGGCUCGCUGGUUUGGCCCUCUCUUUGUGUAUGUUACAUGUAGUAUUGGCGGUACUCACUUUAACACUUAUUCGUGCCAUUAAAAAAGAAGAAGAAUCAGUCACAUACAAACAUUAAUUACAUUAAUAAUCAUGAAAUAUCACGCGAACGUUAACUUACAAUUUUUUUUAUUUUUUUUUUUUUUUUUUUAUUUUUUUAUUUUUUUUUUUUUUUGAUAAAUAUAUUUUAUACAAUUGAAAUUUUUUUUUAAAUAGUCGAAAAACAGUCGAUAGAAGAUAGUGUACUUUCUAUUGAUGUAAGUCUCUUAUAUAAAAUUUUGAUACAGACACUAUAUAUGGAAUUUAAUGCGCGAGAAAAAUGAAAAAAGAAAGUUCAGAAAGUAUUCCACUUCAUUCAUAUAUCUUAGAGUCAUAUAUCUGAAAUAUAUUUUAAUUAAUACUGUAUAAAUUAUAUAUUUUCAAUAGUCGGAAGAAACAUUUUCAUAAAUUGUUAACUAAAACUAAUUUUGUCAUGUAUUACUUUAUAUGAAAGUCCAUUAAUCGAUAAAAAUUUCAUACAUAGUACUUAUAUAAUGCAAUUGGUCCAAUUGUUGAUAAAUAAAAUUGUAUACGCAAGAUGUGCUUUAAUAUGGAUCCAACAUAUAAGAAAAAUAAAAGGGCCGUCGUUCGUUAAACUGUCAUGCAUUAUUUAUUUCAUAUGUUUUUUGAUUGACUGUAUUAUUAAGUAUUAUAUAUCUAUUAUUUUAUGACCAAAUAAUACCGUAAAUGUAUAUGAUGCUUCAGAGUAAAAAUGUUUUACUCACUGUAUAAUACAAUAUAUUAUAUGUUUAGUAGAUUUUUUAACACGGA
Vespa velutina is the source of this 1813-nucleotide messenger RNA. RefSeq names its product tetraspanin-2A (gene Tsp2A). Gene Ontology annotation, cellular component: membrane. The coding region runs from base 357 to 1082 and encodes 241 amino acids. The record is from RefSeq and is a predicted model, not a curated record. NCBI's taxonomy places the organism in Eukaryota, Metazoa, Arthropoda, Insecta, Hymenoptera, Vespidae. The transcript is spliced from 6 exons.